Molecule: messenger RNA, 1666 nt
Organism: Nycticebus coucang (slow loris)
Lineage: Eukaryota; Metazoa; Chordata; Mammalia; Primates; Lorisidae
Gene: SH2D4B
Product: SH2 domain containing 4B
Exons: 7
Coding region: 1-1095 (364 amino acids)
Cellular component (GO): cytoplasm
Source: RefSeq, a predicted model, not a curated record
AUGCUGCAGCAGAUCCUGCAUGACAUGUACAUUGACCCCGAGCUCCUGGCUGAACUCAGCGAUGUACAGAGGCACAUCCUCUUCUACAAGAUGCGGGAGGAGCAGCUGAGACGCUGGAGAGAGCAGGAGGCUUGUGAGGCCGUGGCCCAGGAGGAGGGCCUCAGGCCCCUGAAGGCCAAGCGAGCAGAGAGUGAUAAGCAUAUCCAGUGGCUCCUGGGGGCAGAUGGCGAGGUCUGGGUCUGGGUCAUGGGAGAAGGCCCUGGAGACAAGCCCUAUGAAGAGAUCUCUGAGGAGCUGAUUGCAGAGAGGGCACGGCUGCAGGCACAGAGGGAGGCUGAAGAGCUUUGGAGACAGAAGGAGGCAGAGAUCACCAAGAAGUUCCGGGACGCUCUGGCCAAUGAGAAAGCCCGGAUCCUGGCUGAGAAGUGGAAAGUGGAGAUGGAAGACCGCAAGGCUGCCAAAGUUUUAGAGGAACGUAUCCAUGAAGAAUUCAAGAGGAAAGAGGAAGAGGAGAGGAAGCGAGGCGAAGAGCAGAUUCGCCUGCAGGAAGAGCAGCGGGCGAAGGAGCUGUACUGGACCCUGAAGCAGGCUCAGCUGCACUGCCAAGCCAGCGAGAAGGAGGAGCGGGAGUGGGAGGAGCAGUUGCGCCGUUCCAAGGCAGCUGACGAGGAGAGGAGCCGCCGAGCCCAGCGCGCCCGGGACGAGUACCGGCGCCACUCGCUCCGCGCCAUUCAGAAGGGCACCGUCGCUGGCCUCAGCUCCAUGUUCCGGGAGCUCGGCCAGAGCCACGAGCAGGAAGCAAGACUCUACCACCACCUGCCGGGCCCCGGUCCGCCGCCGCCCCUCACUUUGCCGCCACCCCUCACCUUGCCGGUCAGCCCUACUUGGGAGCGCCCACUGCGUCCAGUCUCCAGAGAUGUCAUCAUCCGCUGGUUUAAGGAAGAGCAGCUGCCUCGCCGAGCUGGCUUCGAGAGGAACACCAAAUCCAUCGCCCCCUGGUUCCAUGGAAGAAAUUAUCACUGUUUCAGGGGGAGAGUUGCUGCAGGAACCCUGUGGACAGAGGGACAGCCCACCAGACUACCAUCUGUUGUUUGAAUGAUUUCUUCUUCUCCUUAUCAGUUGGAUUCCUUUGGGCAUCCUCUUUUUGAACUCAGCUUAAAAACUUCCCAGCUCAAAUCCUUGCGGACUUCUGGAAGAUCCAUCACUAUUAAGAGGAACAAGUCGACUUGUAUGUCUCCAGGAUAUGAAAUAUUUGGCAUAUAUGCUGCUGCUUUCAUCCCGAUGCUCAGUACAUAAAUUGCUAAUAGCCGAUGCAACUCUUUCAGAAGAGUUUAGCUAUGACCUCAGAAGAAAAGCCUAUUUUCCAUGGCUACUCUCAACUGAGCUCCUAGAGUUCAUGGAUCAAGUUUUAGUAAUCCAAAAUAAUUCUGGUGCCGAACCCUGAAUUUAACAUGGUUUAACAUUGGUAGACAUUCAAUAAAUGUUUGUUGAAUGAAUGUACUUCUUCUAAAAGUUUUCCAAAAGCAAAUCAGUAAUAAUUUCUAGUAAGGUAUUUCCUACUUGUCACUUUUUAUGUAUUUUUUUUUUUUAAGAGACAGAGUCUCACUUUAUUGCCCUCGAUAGAGCGCUGUGGCAUCACAGUUCACAGCAACCUCCAACUCCUGGG